GCUUCGUGUACAGAAUAGCUAUUAAUCGACUUGAGAUUAUUAUGCUGUGUGCGUGUGUAUGUGACGAGCGUGUGUAUUGUGUAUUCUAUCCCUGUCGCGCGCGGAGACAGAAUUCAAAAAAUACACGCACCUUAUUAAUGAUGGAGGAGAUUAAGUGAUUAAGAGCCACUCUUAUCGAUAUCACGCCGAUCUACUCUCGGCUCUCGGCGAUUACUUCUCGAGAGUUAUAUAUUCUGUUCGCUGACUAGCAGCGAGGAAUGAGAAGAUUCUAGCAUCGGUUGUAUGUACAUAAAUGUAGUACUAUCUUUAUGUGUGAUUCUGUUUUAUCACGAUACGCAUCCUCGUGAUUAUAAGUCCUUAUCUCUUCACUUCUCGAAGAUCAUUUUAUUAUGGCGUGAAAUGCAAUUUUGAGAUUCCUUGAGCAUCAUUUAUUAUAUUUUUAUUUAGAAUAAAAAUACAAUUCUGUGCAAAGAUGACUCAAACGACAGAAGGCAACAAUGAUAAAGACAAGCAGACUGAAAGUAACACACAGCACAAUUAUAAUGAAAGAUCUUCAGAGCCUGACAGGCAACAGCAGCAAUCUCUACUACCAAAAGCGAGUAGUAGUACAGCCAAACAAGUUAGGGAAUACAUUCCAAGAUCUGGGAUGAAAAAGUAUCACCAUGCUUUGAGUAAUUUAAUUCCAGUGCGAUAUCAAAAUCAAAAAAAAGAGAAUUGGCCAGCAGAUAAUGCUGGAUUAUUUUCAUACGUAUAUAUAACAUGGAUGACACCAUAUUUUUGGAAAGCUUACAAGAAAGGACUUAUGAUUAAAGACUUGCCAGACAUUUCCUUAUAUGAUACUUGCGAGUACAACGCACUCAGACUUGAUAUACUUUGGCAACAGGAAUUAAGUAAAAAUGGUCCCAAUGCAGCCUCUUUUUUCAUGGUUGCAUGGAGAUUUGUUCGCACAAGAAUUUGCAUAUCGUGCUUUUUAAUGAGCUGUUCUCUUAUCUUUGGAUUUAUAAGUCCUACAAUAUUAAUGAGGAAGAUACUGGAGCAUGUAGAAUCUUCGGAGGAAGGUUUCUGGGAUGGUUUAAAAUGGGUUUUAUUACUAAUGCUGUGCGAUUCUCUGCGCGCUUUUUUUUUUACCUGGACGUGGAAUAUGAAUUACAAAACUGGAUUACGAUUAAAGUCAGCUUGCGUGGCUUUGUUAUACAAGAAGAUUAUCAGAUUAAACAGCCUUGGCAAUAAAAGUAUAGGAGAAAUAAUCAAUUUAUUUUGUAACGACAGUCAAAGGCUCUUUGAUGUAAUUAUUUAUGGACCAAUGAUUAUCAGUGGACCAAUAGUCCUAAUUUGUGGUAUAAUUUAUAUAUUGUGGCUGUUCAAUCCCAUUGCUUUGAUAGGAAUAGCAGUUUUCCUUUCGUUCUAUCCAUGUCAGUACUUUAUUUCCCGUGCGACUGGUUACUUUCGCUCAAAAUCAGUAAACAUUACGGAUGCUCGAGUGCGACUUAUGAGCGAGAUCUUGGAAUGUAUAAAGCUGAUUAAGAUGUAUUCUUGGGAAAAAUAUUUUAGUCAGAAACUUCUUGCCAUACGCAAAAAGGAAGAAUGUUGGCUUCAUAAGACCGCAUAUUUUCAAAGCUUAAGCAUCUCUUUAACACCUGCUAUACCCGUGAUAUCCGCGAUCGUUACAUUUUUAGCACAUGUUACCUCAGGCAGUGGAUUAACGGCCGCACAGGCUUUUCCAAUGACCACAUUAUUCGGAAAUUUGCUUAGACUGGCACUUACAUCACUUAAGGAUACCACGCGAUAUUUUAUCAACGCCCUCAUAGCUCUUAGAAGAUUCAAGGUGUUUCCCUUCGUAUCGGUGCUCAGUGCUCAAAUUCGUACUUCUUUCAUGUUUUUGCAAGUGGCCUUAGUUAAUAUCGCUGCGGUAAAGAUAACUUUUGGCAGAAUUAAGAACGUGCUGCUAUUGGACGAGGGCUGUUGCCAGGCGUCGAAACCGAUAGUGAGAUCGCAAGCAGUUGCCAUCGCCAAUGGUACUUUCGUUUGCGACAGCAUGAAGCUUCAAAGGGAUACAUCAAUCAAUAACAAGAAAAAGAAUAACAUGUCAUCAUUCAUCACGAAUAAUUCAACGGAACUGGAAAAUCUGAAUCAACCGCAGGAAGCCAAGUACAUCGAAGUUCUCAGUGAUAUACACUUUGGAGCGCCCAAGGGAAAACUAGUCGGUAUCUGCGGCCACGUAGGCAGCGGUAAGUCCAGUCUGCUGCUGGCGGCUCUGGGACAGUUGAGAAUGACAAAAGGACAUAUUUUGCGGGAGGGCACUUGCGCCUAUGUUAGCCAACAGGCAUGGAUCGUAAACGGCACUUUCAAGGAGAACAUCUUGUUUGGGGAAGAGUUUGAUGCCAAGCGUUACUAUCACACGAUCACGAUUUGUAAUCUAAAGGAUGAUCUGAACAUGUUGCCCGGGGGAGACGACACCGAGAUCGGUGAGAGAGGUGUCAAUUUGUCUGGGGGACAAAAGCAGAGAGUCGCGCUCGCGCGAGCGUAUUACGCCAAUCGGGAUGUUUAUUUUCUCGAUGAUCCUCUGAGCGCGGUUGACAUGUACAUCGGCUCGUACAUAUUCGAGAAAUUGAUUGUCGAGGCUCUUAGGAAUAAAUCCGUCCUUUUUGUGACGCAUAACAUUCAGUUUUUGAAGCGUUGUGAUGAAAUUUAUAUGAUGAAUAUCGGCAAAAUCGUAGAGCAUGGAACCCACGAAGACCUCAUGAGACUCGAUAGGGAAUAUGCAUCGAUGGUAAAGAGCAGCACAGUUGCCGCGGAAGAUAAUUUGUCAUCUGGAAAGUUUGUGGGAACGCAGAAAAACAUUAUUAGUAUCGGCGGCUCAGAAUUGGAAAAGACAGAGAUGGGACAUAAAGAAAAUGAUCGGGAAAAAUCGUACAAAGGAACUUUAACAGUGACAGAAAAAGCCGAAACCGGAGCUGUUAAGUCGCACACUUAUCAUACAUACAUAGAAGCCACAGGUGGUUACUUGGUCGCGGUUCUUGUAUUUUUUACGUUUUUCUUGAACGUGGGUAGCUCAGCAUUUAGUACUUGGUGGCUCGCUGUGUGGAUUAAUGCUGGCGGAGGCAACAUAACUGUGCCAGAAAGUAAUGAUACCGUGUACAUAGAGGAUAUAAAUGCCAAUCCUGACUUCUCAUUUUAUCGUAAUAUAUAUGGCGCAUGCAUCGCCGGUAUCUUAUUGACAAGUUUUAUUCGCGGCAUUGCCAUUACAUUUACCACGAUAAAAGCCUCGACUACAUUGCACAAUACAUUUCUACGCAAAAUUAUUAGUUCUCCGUUAAUGUUCUUCGAGACCACUCCAAGCGGCAGAAUACAAAACAUUUUCAGUCGAGAUAUAGAUGAAAUUGAUAAUUAUUUACCUAUAUCGAUUGAAAACAUGGUGCAAAAUAUUUUUACCUGUAUUUUCGCUAUUUUCUUUAUUUGCGGCGUAUUGCCUUGGUUUUCGAUAGCGUUAUUUCUAUUUGGCGCGCUAUUCUUCUUUGUUAGCAAAUUGUUUAGAAUAUGCAUGAGGGAUUUGAAAAGAAUGGAAAAUAUCUCGCGAUCUCCUGUUUUAAGUUUUGUUACAACGACGAUCCAAGGUUUGAGCACAAUUCACGCGUUUCAAAAGGAGAAGAACUUUUUGUACAGAUUCGAGGAGUUAUUCAACACGAAUAAUCUGUGCCAGCAUCUAUGCCAAGCUGCAAUGAGAUGGUCCGCGGUGAGAUUGGACAGUUUGGUGAUUGCCUCAUCCUGCAUAACUGCGUUACUUGUGAUCUCGUUUAAAAAUGAGAUAUCGCCAGCCUUUGCAGGUUUGGCAAUGGCAUAUGCCACACAAAUGACCGGUAUCUUUCAAUAUACGGUCAGAUUGAUGUCCGAGACCGAAGUGCGCUUUAUAAGUGUAGAAAGGAUCAGUUAUUAUCUCAAAACUUUGCAGAGGGAAGGUGCAAGUAAGACAGUCGCUCUUAAACCAGCCGACGAUUGGCCCUCUCGCGGCAAAAUAGAAUUUAAAGCUGUCCAGUUGAGAUACAGAGAGGAGCUACCGCUCGUGCUAAUCGACCUGUCUUUUACUAUAAAGGCUGGAGAGAAAAUAGGUAUCGUUGGUCGCACCGGAUCUGGCAAGAGUUCUUUAAUCGUAGCUUUAUUCCGAUUAGUCGAGAUUUGCGAGGGUAUCAUUAAGAUCGAUGGUAUUGAUGUCUCAAAAUUGGAAUUAGAUGUAUUACGAAGUAAAUUAUCGAUCAUCCCUCAGGAUCCAAUUUUAUUCAGUGGAACUAUAAGAUCCAAUUUAGAUCCUUUCCAACGACAUACAGACUGCGACAUUUGGAAUGCUCUUGAAAAGACGCAGAUGAAAGAUCGGGUGUCUCUUAUGCCGGGAAAUCUCGAUGCUUCCGUUGGAUUUGGGGGAAAUAAUUUAAGUGUUGGCGAAAGACAGCUUCUUUGUUUAUCAAGAGCUUUAUUACAUAGUGCAAAAGUGCUGAUUCUAGACGAAGCAACAGCCGCUGUCGAUCCGGAAACCGAAGCAACAGUGCAAAGUACUUUGCAGAAUGAAUUCGCGGAUUGCACUGUGCUUACGAUCGCUCAUCGAUUGCAAACUGUCGUCGCGUGCAAUCGCAUUCUCGUUAUGAGUAACGGCAGAGUCGUUGAAUUCGAUGCACCGACGAUUCUUCUCUCUCGACCGGAUUCUGAGUUUUCGAAAUUGAUGGCUGCCAUGGACAAGAAUGUGUAAAAUAAUCUUCGCCAAAGAUCUGAUUCGUAUACUCUGAUAAAUAAUAAAACUAAUUACAUGAAUUGGCAACGGAAGAAAAAAAGAGAAAUAUAAUAUUAUAUGAUAUACAAAAGUAUAAUAAUGGUACAUCAAAAAGCAAUAUAAAUGAAUAAGUGAUUAUAUAACUUUUUACUAAUAAAUUUUUAAGUAAAUAUA
Cataglyphis hispanica is the source of this 4933-nucleotide messenger RNA. Its product is annotated as ATP-binding cassette sub-family C member 5-like. Lineage: Eukaryota; Metazoa; Arthropoda; Insecta; Hymenoptera; Formicidae. Bases 473 to 4738 code for a protein of 1421 amino acids. The record is from RefSeq and is a predicted model, not a curated record. Gene Ontology annotation, cellular component: membrane. The transcript has 25 exons. Gene Ontology annotation, biological process: transmembrane transport. Gene Ontology annotation, molecular function: ATP binding; ATP hydrolysis activity; ABC-type transporter activity.